AGAUUUUGAAAGGAAUAUCAUUUGGUGUUGAAGAUUUGUAAAUACAAUAAUAUGAUUUAAACUAAACCGUAUAAAAUAUUUUCCUGUAUGUCAAUGGCAAAACUGGCGAAAAUUGAAACAACAAAAUAGCAAGAGGCGUGUGUUCGAUGCUAAUAAGCAAUAUGUUUAUAAAAGAGUGUACUCAUACAAGGGAGAGGGCGAGCGCCCAAAUUCGCAUCCUUGAAAUAGUCCUUUUCUUGUCACAGUAUUAUUGCAUUUUGAUGUAAGCCAGGCAAUGAAAUGAAGGUUUGAAGAUCAUGUCGUUAUAAAUAGUAAAGAUAAAGAUCUAGAAAAUUCUUAAUUUUACAAUGGUUUGUUUGCUCGAAGAAGUGCAAUUAUGCACGUCUUUCAGGUGUCGAUGUCUUUUCUUCACAGACCUGGGGCGGCCUACAAAAAUAAUCUAUUUUUCUAAAAAUACCGUAUCACAAAGGUGUGACAAAAGCGAGUCAAUAUUGAAAGCGUUAAUUAAGCAACUUUGGGAUACUUUGCAAACAUCUGAGAGAAGCUGAUAUUUUUCCCACCUGAACAGUCACCGGCCCUUCGAACCGAUGAUCUACUUGGGAACGGCACAAGCUUUAUCUGACACCUAGAUAGAAUGGCAAUGAAUAUGAAACAAGGCUGAUACUACGUAAAAAAAAAAACUUAACUUAUUAUAGAGUCCAAACUGAAAUGGCAAGAUGCAACCGUGGACAGCUGUUUUGCCCUGGUUGGGCAUCGUCAGCAGGGUAUAACAGCGAAAAAUAGAGCAACCAGCAACCAACUCAAAUCCAAAUGUUUGCGGAUUGGUCAUCGUCACAUGCAUGCACAACACGUGACUGUGAACUAUUCAUGCACACUCUUGAUGAGACCAGAAAGCGAAACGACGACCAUCCCUGACCAUUUCACAUGGGUGUUCCGCAAGGGGCCCAACCCACCGUGCGUAUCAAGUUGCUCAAUUUUCGCUUUUGAACCACAGAGCAUUGUCUAAAGUUCGAAAGAACCAGACACUGAGCCUUAUGGAAAGCAAGUGAAGCUUAGCCUGUUUCAGGCUCUCGGUCAGUGGGGACGAUCGAAAAGGCAGACGGGUGACAAGCGGCGUCUGCUAUAGAUAAAGGAGAGGUCAACCUGCUCGUCGCUGAUCCCGCUUGUCGCCCGCCCGCCCUCUUUUUCGAUCUUCCCCACUGAUCGAGAGCCUGGAACACGCUAGUGAAGCUGAACUUGUCGACCAAUGAAUAUUUUGUAACGAAUCAUAAAUAUCUCAGCUAGUUAAGUGAUUUUUUUUUGUGGCGCAGCUCAAGUUCCUUAAAGCAUGCAAAUAUCUACUGGUGGCAAUGCAUCUGUUGUCAAUCUUACACCCAUUUUUGACUAGCAGAUUUGCCUAUGUCUAAUUAGUAAAAUGGCGUCUCGACCGUGUUUGUCAUUCCUUCUUUCAAGUGAAAUAUGAAAAAGAAGUGAAAGAGAGACGAGGGCAUAGGAUAACAUUUCAUCUAUCUUCAAGAUGUAACAGAAUGUCCCAAGACCUAACGGUGAUUAGGAAAUAUAGGCAAAGCAUGCAGCCCAUGGUUUGCAGGAUUUGGUAGUCAUUGCAACGGGACGAACGUGUGGGAAUGCUUUUUACUCAUAGAUGCCAUUAUUGAAAAAACUGCGCAUAAAUUUUACUGGGGUUAAAAAGUUGAUAUCAAAACAUCUGACGCCAUUCUUCGCAAGCACUUAACGAAAGAGCUUUGUCAUCGCACUUGCAGCCUUUAAAAGAUACAAGGAAAAGAUCGUUACUCCGGGAGCCAAGAUGUUUACUCCUCGCAAGAAAAGCAACCGAACAGGGAAAAAGCAGCCUCGCAAAGGAAAAGCGCGCAUGUACGACCAUAGACGCCACAUUUUUUCCAAGCGUGCGCUUCAAGAUGACGUAGCAAAGCCCUGGGCCGCUGUGGGGACCUGGUUUUUGGGUCCUAAAGCUGAGAAUGCUGAUGUGUUUACAGAUCUAAUGACAGAAGCCAUUAACUCGCAUUUUAACUUCCGGAAGGGUUAUUACCCAUGUGACCCUCCCUAUGUAACGGAUGAGUUACGGGAUGCAAAGUCUUUCCAAAUAUCGCUUUCGAAGAUGAAAACAGAACUGGAUAAGAUGCAAGAAGAACUGCAAAAGUCUGUCCCUUUCUUUAGCACGCGAUACAAGGGCCAUGUCAACUGGGACACUGCAGUUCCAGCGAAUCUUGGCUACAUAGCUUCGAUACUAUGGAACCAGAACAACUGUGCAGCUGAGGGAUCGCCAGUAACGACCACGUACGAAAUCGAGGCAGGUGGAGACUUGUGUGAAAUGAUAGGCUUGAAGAGAGAAGACAGCAUGGGACAUUUAGUGACAGGUGGAACAGUUGCAAACAUUGAAGCAAUAUGGGUGGCAAGGAAUCUCAAAUACUACCCAUUGGGACUUCAAGAAGCUUUGCUCAAAGAUGAUCAAUUAUCAAAAGCAAGUGGAUACCAGGUACACCUACCUCAAAGAGGAACUACCAUUAAAUUGGUGGACGCAACACAAUGGGAACUCCUCAACCUUGAUGCUGACAGUAUCAUCAAGAUGCCAUUCGAAGUGGCAGACCAGGCUGGUCUUACACCGGGAGAGUUUCGAAACAUUAUGGACAAUUACAUCUACGAGUCCAUUGGUGUUCAAGAGUUCUGCCGCCGCCACCAGCUGACCAAAUCGCCGUGUGUUCUAGCUGCCAGUACACACCAUGUCUCUUUGGUGAAGGCAGUCAACAUCGUAGGUUUGGGGAAAGGAAGUCUCGUCACUGUUCCCGUUGACGUAAAAGCGCGCAUGGACUCUAAGAGGCUGAAGAAGAUUCUGCUAGAGAAGAUGAACAAUGAAAUUCCCGUGAUCAGCGUGAUAAGCAUCAUGGGGACAACGGAAGAAAGUGCCGUUGAUCCUUUGAAAGACAUCUUCGAAAUAAGGAAAGAACUUAGCACGAAGGAGAAGGGGCUCAAUUUCACCAUUCACGCAGACGCUGCGUGGGGAGCAUAUUUCUCUUGCAUGUUACGUGACCCAUCAGUGGGUGAUACCAUGCCGACUCCUCAAGAAGAAGGCUUCGUCCCUGAACUCUUCCUGAACAAUCACGUGAAGAAACAACUGAUGGUUCUUAACCAGUGCGACACAAUCACUGUGGAUCCACACAAAUCCGGCUUCUGCCCAUAUCCAGCUGGAGCAAUUUGCUACCGUAACAAGAAUCUAAACAAUUUUCUUUCUGUGGCAAGUGACGUGGUGUACUAUCACGGAGAUUUCACCCUUGGUGAUGUUGGCAUAGAGGGAUCAAAGCCAGGCGCCGCCGCAUGCGGAGUAUUGCUGGCUAACAAAGUGAUUGGUCUCCACAAGAACGGGUACGGCCGUAUUUUAUCGGAGUGCAUGUUCACCUCGAAGAUCCUGUACUGCUAUUGGGUGUGCAUGGCAGAGGACUUUGACAAUUUUGUUCUUGAAACCACCAAGCCGCUACCACAACGAAAGGUACCUGGGGAGGAUGUUGACUACAAAACCUUCAUAAAAGAGAACAUACUGGGAAAAACCAACGAGGAACUCUCAAAGGACGAGCAUGCAAUGGCCGUUUUACGGAAGAUUGGUCCAGACACUUUGAUCCCAUGCUUCUCGGUCAAUAUCAGUGGGAAUGAAGAUGUUAAUGUAUGCAAUGCCGUUAAUACUGCAAUUUUCAACGAUCUCUGUCACGACUCUGCCGACGAAUCUGAACAGCGAAUGCCUAUGAUUGUGACGUCCUCUACGAUGAAAGAUCACCAGUACAGCUCUGCAUUGGAGCACUUCAAGAAAAGGCUUGGGCUGAACCCAAAGAACAAAGAUGGAGUGAAGUACAUAAUAACUACUUGCUUGGACCCGUGGUCCUCCUCCAUGGAAUUCAUGGACGAUUUAGCCGGCAUCAUGAGAAAUGCAAUCCUGAAUGCCAUUGGAACUGUCACAGACGCACCUGACGUCCACAGCUUCGUAAGCACAGACAGGGUGAACGCAGAGAAAGACGUCUUUGUAUGUUAUGCGGGAAACUUCAAACAAACUGUGCGCGAGUACUUCGCUGUUGCUAGGUUCAGGUUCCUGUCGGACGACGAUGUGGCAACUUUCAAUACCACCGUGGAGAAGUCUGGUAGCGAGUCGACACCGAUAGUGUUACGAAAUCUACAGAAUGAACCAAAGAGGCUUCAUGACCUACUGUUUAACGAUUCAGGGGAGGAACAACUCAGCGUGAAGUUUGACUUCUUCGUUGGCCUUGACAGUGGCGCACCGUUCAUGACAGCUGACAUGAAGAUUGUUGAUGUACCGCGCUAUGAUCACUUUGAUAAAGCUGAUGAUCUGUACCCUGAGAAUGCCACAUACUUCAUGUACGGUGACGUGGGCAAUGCUUACUUGUUCCACACUCCAACAAAGGACCCGGAUUACUUGCAGAUUGUUAAACUGACAAAAAACCCUCAAGGAUUGGGUGAGCCUACAGAGGCAGCUGUGAUUCUCAAGCAAGGCGUGGAUGCUGAGCUGCUCGGAGUUCCUGGAUCACCAACUGAGCAAGGAGGGAAAAUUGUGGACCCCCUGACAGAGCAUAGUUACGACCUACAUUUUGUUGGAAUCCAGGGGGAGGAAAUUACGACUGGUGUUGUGGUGCAGAAGAAGAUUUGGUUUGAUGGCGAAUUGUUGAACAAGUAGUGAAGAUUUUGUCAAGCAUAAUAAUCUUACUGAUACAUCAUUGAUGCUUUAAAAAGCAUUUCUGUCGCCAGUAGGCUUUGUGUCUAGGUAGGGUGAGAACAAUUUCUGAGUGUAAUUUGAACUUUCACAUGGAGCGUUUUUGCUGCACGCGAAAUAGUCGAAAUAGCUGAGAAUGAUACUACUGUAGUGUUUCACAGUCAAAGAUCAUUACGUUUAUUACAUUAUAAUCUUAAUCUAUUGUAGCGUAGUAGUGUCCCCAAUUAGCUUCUGUAAGCUAAAUACUUACCCUGACACUUAAAUAAAGUUAUUAUUAUUAUUAUUAUUAUUAUUA
Orbicella faveolata is the source of this 5024-nucleotide messenger RNA. RefSeq lists its product as uncharacterized. The record is from RefSeq and is a predicted model, not a curated record. Lineage: Eukaryota; Metazoa; Cnidaria; Anthozoa; Scleractinia; Merulinidae. Gene Ontology annotation, biological process: carboxylic acid metabolic process. Gene Ontology annotation, molecular function: pyridoxal phosphate binding; carbon-carbon lyase activity.